This is a messenger RNA of Carcharodon carcharias (great white shark), 2429 nucleotides long. It is a transcript of the gene gpat4, whose product is annotated as glycerol-3-phosphate acyltransferase 4. The transcript is spliced from 12 exons. Gene Ontology annotation, biological process: triglyceride biosynthetic process. The record is from RefSeq and is a predicted model, not a curated record. The coding region runs from base 77 to 1444 and encodes 455 amino acids. Gene Ontology annotation, molecular function: glycerol-3-phosphate O-acyltransferase activity. Gene Ontology annotation, cellular component: endoplasmic reticulum. NCBI's taxonomy places the organism in Eukaryota, Metazoa, Chordata, Chondrichthyes, Lamniformes, Lamnidae.
GCCAGCUAGGUGUGAGGGGUGGAGCCAGUGAGGGCUACAGAGGUGAGAGGUCAGCUGGGUGAGUGGGGCUGCAGUCAUGUCGUUCCUCUUGCCCUUCGACAGCCUGGUCUGUACCCUGCUGGGCAUCUCGCUGACUGUUUGGAUCACCCUCCUCCUGGUCUUCAUCAUAGUGCCUGCCAUCUUUGGUGUGUCCUUUGGCAUCCGCAAGCUCUACAUGAAAACCCUGCUGAAAAUCUUUGAGUGGGCAACACUGCGGAUAGAAAGAGGAGCCCGGGAGAGGAAGCAUCUGAUCUACAAAACCAACUCUAAUGGUAUAAUAGUGAAGGAGCCCACGUCUCUGGAGGAGGAGAUAAAGCAGAUGAGACGGACUGGGAGCAACAGAGCCCUGGACAGUCGGGAGUUUGAAAUGUCUGAUAUCUUCUACUUCUGCAGGAAGGGCGUUGAGACCAUUGUGGACGAUGAGGUAACAAAACGGUUUUCUGCUGAGGAGCUGGAAUCUUGGAAUUUGAUGACAAGGACAAACAAUAAUUUUCAGUACAUCAGCCUUCGCCUGACUGUCCUCUGGGGGCUGGGCGUCUUUGUACGGUACUGCUUUCUACUACCACUGAGGGUUACCCUGGCAAUUACUGGCAUUAGCUUGUUGGUGAUUGGAACGACCAUGGUGGGAUAUUUGCCAAAUGGUUGGUUGAAAGACUUUCUCAGCAAGCAUGUACAUUUGAUGUGCUACAGGAUUUGUGUUCGGGCUCUCACUGCUAUAAUUCACUACCAUGACAGUGAAAACAGGCCAAAAAAUGGAGGCAUAUGCGUUGCAAACCACACUUCUCCAAUCGAUGUAAUCAUCCUGGCAAGUGAUGGCUUCUAUGCUAUGGUAGGCCAGAUUCAUGGUGGACUGAUGGGAGUCAUUCAGAGAGCCAUGGUUAAGGCUUGUCCUCAUAUCUGGUUUGAGAGAUCAGAGGUCAGAGAUCGCAAUCUCGUUGCAAGAAGGCUGAGUGAGCACGUAAGAGACCAGGCUAAGCUUCCGAUUCUGAUUUUCCCAGAAGGAACGUGUAUCAAUAAUACCUCCGUAAUGAUGUUUAAGAAGGGAAGCUUUGAAAUUGGAGCUACUGUCUACCCAGUUGCCAUCAAGUACGACCCUCGAUUUGGAGAAGCGUUUUGGAACAGCAGCAAGUACGGGAUGGUGAACUACCUCCUGAGGAUGAUGACGAGCUGGGCUAUAGUCUGCAGCGUGUGGUACCUACCACCAAUGACACGCGAGGAAGAUGAAGACGCCGUACAGUUUGCGAACCGGGUGAAAGCAGCGAUUGCUCGGCAAGGUGGUCUUGUAGAUUUACUGUGGGAUGGUGGCUUGAAGAGACAAAAGGUGAAGGACACCUACAAAGAGGAGCAGCAGAAACUCUACAGUAAGAUGAUAGUGGGAAACCAUAAAGACCGAAGCCGUUCAUGAACUCUCCAUGGGACUAGCUGUUGCACUACCAGUAUGGGCGUGUGGAAAAGACACAUCUUAGGCUGUUUUUCUGGCCUGAAAUGAACUGAAGGGCACCAAUUUGUCCAAGUACUUUGUUUGUUUCUCUCUCUCGCUGAGGAAUAUAAAAGUCGGAACCGCGGGAAGAAAUCUAUCGAGGCUCAAACCAGCCGCACCUGGAAAUGGGACAGUGUCUCACCAAAAUGGCAAACGUGUUGAGUAGUUGUUGGGAUGAGGGAUAAAGAAUGUUACAUGACUGAUCGCAAGGAGGAAGGGAGUGGUGCAGCUGGUGUGGGCUAUACCAAGCCUAUUUCCAGACCAAAUGGGACACUUAGCCAUAGUCUGUCUAUUUUAGCUCAUUGGGUCUGUAGCAUCUUAUUUGGGGAGGGAGGCUGUGAAGAAGCAGAGGCACAAAGCCUUUGGAACAAUAAACUGACUCAAAGAGGGCAGCUGUGUUGUCAGAGACCCUAUGAUGCAUGUUUUGACGUGUCUUCAUUUUAUAUCGACCCCUGUUUUUAAGAUGUGUACUUGCAUGCUUUGUUUUUUUUUAAAUUGCGUAGACUAACAUUUCACUGUAACCACGAGAGGAGAGAUUCUGCCACCUGAGCAGACGUGAAGGAUCAUCAUUUCUCAUCCUAAGUUUGCUUUAACUGAAGUGUAUUGUCAGGGUGAAGACUAGUGAGGAAGGUCACUUGCAAACACCUGUCAGUUCAGUUCCUCAAGGGUUAUCCCUCUGUUGAAAACCUACUCUGAGCAACCGAGUCUACUUCAGAAAAAAGAAAUGCUUUUCAUUCCAGUUUGAUGAAAUGAUCUUGUCCAUCUCCAGGUCAAAGCAAAUGUGGAAUAGUUCACAAUCUUGAGUUCUGUUGGUGUGUCUUCAACCACUUCCAAGUGUCAUGUUGCGUGAACCCGAUUGGAUGGCUUCAGAAGGAGGCUGACUAGAAUAAAUCACUUUUGGUUACAAUUA